This is a messenger RNA of Phaethon lepturus (White-tailed tropicbird), 3694 nucleotides long. It is a transcript of the gene PTPN21, whose product is annotated as protein tyrosine phosphatase, non-receptor type 21. The transcript has 18 exons. Gene Ontology annotation, biological process: protein dephosphorylation. Gene Ontology annotation, cellular component: cytoskeleton. The coding region runs from base 7 to 3564 and encodes 1185 amino acids. The record is from RefSeq and is a predicted model, not a curated record. Lineage: Eukaryota; Metazoa; Chordata; Aves; Phaethontiformes; Phaethontidae. Gene Ontology annotation, molecular function: protein tyrosine phosphatase activity.
AAGAAGAUGCCUCUACCUUUUGGGUUAAAAUUGAAACGAACUCGACGUUAUACAGUAUCCAGCAAGAGUUGCUUGGUGGCUCGUAUCCAGCUGCUUAAUAAUGAAUUUGUGGAGUUCACGCUGUCGGUGGAAAGCACGGGCCAGGAAAGUCUGGAAGCGGUGGCUCAGAGGCUUGAAUUGCGGGAGAUUACGUAUUUCAGUCUGUGGUAUUAUAAUAAGCAGAAUCAGCGCAGAUGGGUAGAUUUGGACAAGCCUCUGAAAAAGCAGCUGGACAAAUACGCCUUGGAGCCAACUGUGUAUUUUGGAGUAGUGUUCUAUGUGCCUACUGUUUCUCAGCUUCAGCAGGAGAUUACCAGAUAUCAGUAUUAUUUGCAAUUAAAGAAAGAUAUCUUGGAGGGCAACAUUCCUUGCACACUGGAACAAGCAAUACAUCUGGCUGGUUUAGCUGUUCAGGCUGAUUUUGGAGACUAUGAUCAGUAUGAAUCUCAGGAGUUUCUACAAAGAUUUGCUUUGUUUCCAGUGGGUUGGCUACAAGAAGAAAAAAUAUUGGAAGAAGCAACACAGAAAGUUGCCUUGCUACAUCAGAAGUACAGAGGCCUUACUCCUCCUGAUGCAGAAAUGUUAUAUAUGCAGGAAGUGGAGAGAAUGGAAGGCUAUGGUGAAGAGACCUAUCCUGCAAAGGACAGCCAAGGAAGUGACAUAUUCAUUGGAGCAUGUCUUGAUGGUAUCUUUGUGAAACACAAAAAUGGUCGUCCUCCUGUUGUAUUUAGGUGGCAUGAUAUUGCCAACAUGUCCCACAACAAAUCCUUUUUUGCAUUAGAGCUGGCAAACAAAGAAGAGACAAUCCAGUUCCAAACUGAAGAUAUGGAAACAGCAAAAUACGUGUGGAGGAUGUGUGUGGCUAGACACAAAUUUUACAGACUAAAUAAAUGCAGCCUACAAACCCAACCUGUUACAGUGAAUCCUGUUAGAAGGCGGUCUUCAUCCAGGAUGUCUAUGCCCAAACCUCAGCCGUAUAUGAUGCCUCCACCACCUCAGCUGCAUUACAAUGGUCAUUAUACUGAACCAUAUGCAUCCUCCCAAGAUAACCUCUUUGUGAGCAAUCAGAAUGGAUACUACUGUCACUCUCAGACUAGCUUGGAUAGAGCCCCUCAUGACUACAGUGGUCGAAUCCGCAAUGGUAGUGUCUAUAGUGCACAUAGCACAAACUCCUUGAACAAUCCACAGCAUUACUUGCAGCCGUCCCCCAUGUCCUCUAACCCAAGCAUUACUGGAAGUGACAUCCUCAGGACUGAUUAUGUCCCGUCACACAGACAUAGUGCACUAAUACCACCUUCUUAUCGUCCCACGCCAGACUACGAAACUGUGAUGAGACAGCUCAACAGGGGAAUGGUGCACACAGAUAGGCAGAGUCAUUCAAUGAGAAAUCUUAACAUCAGCAAUUCAUAUGCUUACAGCAGGCCUGAUGCCUUAGUUUACAGUCAACCUGAAAUACGAGAACAUGCUCACUUCACUUCCCCACAGUCUAACCAUUAUCCGUUUAACCUGAACUACAGUUUUCAUAGCCAAUCCCCCUAUCCCUAUCCUCCUGAAAAGCGCCCAGUUGUUGGGGCAGUCAGUGUUCCUGAGCUGACAAAUGUGCAGCUCCAGGCUCAGGACUAUCCAGCACCAAAUAUAAUGAAGACCCAAGUCUAUCGACCACCUCCCCCAUACCCGUACCCAAGACCUGCAAAUAGUACUCCAGACCUUUCACGACAUAUCUACAUUAGCAGCAGCAAUCCAGAUCUUAUCACAAGGCGAGUGCACCAUUCUGUCCAGACAUUUCAGGAAGACAGCCUGCCUGUGGCACAUUCUCUUCAGGAAGUCAGUGAACCUCUAACGUCGGCACGCCAUGCUCAGCUGCAGAAAAGGAACAGUAUUGAAAUAGCAGGCUUGACUCCCAGCUUUGAAGGAAUAAGAAUUAAAGAAAGGACCAUGUCAGCUUCUGCAGCAGAUGUGGCUCUUCCAAGAGUUAUCUCAGAAGGGUCACAGCCCAACAUUCUGAUGGAGAGGACAAAGCAAAAAGAAAGUGAGCAAGAAGAAAGUGUAAACUGUGAUCAUAAGAAAACCCUUUCAGAUGCCACUAUGCUGAUUCAUAGUAGUGAGGAAGAAGAAGAAUUUGAAGAAGAAAGCAAGGCUAAUACAAGUCUCUCUCCUCUCCCUGAAGAUCAAACCCAGCUGUCAUCCGUUAUGGGUGGUUAUUCUCAUGAUUCAAUACUGAACUACCCUUAUAGCUCUGUUGCUUCAUCUGCUGGCCCUUUGCAUAUUCUUGAGCCUAAAUUACAUAUUACAGAGACAGAAAAGAGAAUGAAAGAUAUGAGCCCCAUUCAUUUACUGGUAGAAAGCCAGGUACAGAGAAGAGGGGAAGGACUGCUUACUCCAUCCAUGUCGGAAUCUGAUCUUACAACAUCAGGGAGAUACAGAGUAAGGAAAGAUUCAGUAAAGAAGAGACCUGUGUCCGAUUUUUUGUCUGGGAAGAAGAAUAUUGUGGAAGGCCUUCCCCCGCUAGGUGGUAUGAAAAAGAAUAAAAAUGAUGCAAAAAAAAUAGGGCCUCUAAAGCUAGCUGCCCUAAAUGGACUAGCUUUGACUAGAAUGCCUCUGCCAGAUGAGAGGAAGGAAGAAUCAACAAGAGCAACAAAUGAUGAACGGUGUAAAGUUCUAGAACAACGGUUAGAGCAGGGGAUGGUGUUUACUGAAUAUGAGCACAUUCAGAAAAGAAGACUUAUAGAUGGUGAGUGCUCAAUAGCUCGGCUUCCUGAAAAUGCUGAAAGAAACAGAUUCCAGGACGUCCUUCCUUAUGAUGAUACCAGAGUAGAGCUAGUCCCAACCAAAGAAAAUAACACAGGUUACAUCAAUGCAUCUCAUAUCAAGAUUUCUGUUGGAGGCAUAGAGUGGGAUUACAUUGCUACACAGGGCCCUUUGCAGAAUACAUGUCAGGAUUUCUGGCAGAUGAUCUGGGAGCAAGGGAUUGCCAUCAUAGCUAUGGUGACGGCAGAGGAAGAAAGUGGGCGAGAAAAAAGCUUCAGAUACUGGCCACGUCUUGGUUCAAGACACAACACGGUAACAUAUGGAAGAUUUAAGAUUACCACACGGUUCCGUACUGACUCAGGCUGCUAUGCAACUACAGGUUUGAAGAUUAAACAUCUUCUGACAGGGCAGGAGAGAACAGUUUGGCAUCUGCAGUAUACUGAUUGGCCAGAGCAUGGCUGUCCAGAGGAUUUAAAGGGAUUUCUCUCAUACUUGGAAGAGAUACAGUCAGUGCGACGCCAUACGAACAGCACCGCCGAUCCUAAAAACUGUAAUCCUCCUGUACUGGUACAUUGCAGUGCAGGUGUAGGACGAACAGGAGUGGUCAUACUGUCAGAGAUCAUGAUCGCUUGCUUGGAACACAAUGAGAUGCUGGACAUCCCACGAGUGCUGGACAUGUUGAGGCAGCAGAGAAUGAUGAUGGUGCAGACUCUUUCGCAGUAUACUUUCGUCUAUGGAGUUCUCAUUCAGUUUCUCAAAAGUUCCAGACUUAUAUAAUCCCUGACACUUCCUAAGAGACACUGCAGGAGCUUACAGAAAGAAAAUUACAGUUGUCCAGGCAGACCUGCUCUCACUGGUGUUUUCUUCGUGUGAUGAAUCAACACAAUUACCUUUUAGGGCUGGUAUG